AUGCCUUUAAACUCUCCAUCGGACCCUUCCAUCCGAACCCUCAUCAACUGUUGCAAAACUAUCCGUCACCUUUACCAGCUCCACGCCCGUAUAAUCCGUAAAGGCCUCGAGCAAGAUCACUUUAUUGUCUCUCAUUUACUAUCCCACUCCUCUUCUAUUUCCUACUCCGCUUCUAUUUUUGACCGCGUAAUCAGUCCCUCUACUAUUCUCUAUAAUAUACUUGUCAAAAUCUACGCUCAUAACUAUCAUUUUCAAGAGACAAUAUCUUUAUUUAUCCACAUGAAACGGAGUAGUGAACACUCAUGGCCUGACAAGUACACUUAUCCUUCGCUUAUUAGGGUAUUUUCUAGUGAGUUUAGAUUAAAAGAAGGUGGAAUUGUUCAUGGGUCUGCGAUAAGAUGUGGUGUUAGUGAUGAUGUGUAUGUUGGGUCUAGUUUGGUUGAUUUUUAUGGUAAAUGUAAGGAGAUAUUGUCUGCUCGUAAGAUGUUUGAUGAAAUGACUCAGAAAAAUGUGGUUUCGUGGACGGCUAUGGUUGUUGGGUAUUUGAAUGUUGGGGAUUUGGGUAAUGCGGAGAGGUUGUUUGAUCAAAUGCCUGAAAGGAAUCUAAAGUCUUGGAAUGCUAUGAUUGAUGGUUGGGUCAAAGCAGGGGAUUUGCUUCUUGCUAGGAAGGUGUUUGAUGAAAUGCCUGAGAGGAAUGUUGUUUCAUUUACGGUUAUGAUUGAUGGGUAUGCCAAGGCUGGGGAUAUGACAACUGCAAGGGAUUUGUUUGAGAGAGCUCCGAAGAGAGAUGUGAUUGCAUGGUCAGCGUUGAUUUCAGGUUAUGCUCAGAAUGGGCAGCCUAAUGAGGCUGUGCGGAUAUUUCUUGAAAUGGAGUCAAAGAAUGUUAAGCCUGAUGAAUAUAUAAUGGUAAGUUUAAUGUCUGCUUGUUCUCAAUUGGGUAGCUUGGAUUUAGCUAGAUGGGCUGAUUGUUAUUUGAGCAAAAGCUCAAUUGAUAUUGGUCAAACCCAUGUUAUUGCUGCUUUAAUUGACAUGAACGCGAAGUGUGGGAAUAUGGAAAGAGCAAAAAAGUUGUUUGAAGAGAUGCCUAAACGCGACCUAAUUACAUAUUGUUCUAUGAUACAAGGAUUGUCGAUUCAUGGGUGCGCUGAGCAGGCUGUUGGGUUAUUCAAUAGAAUGUUAAAUGAGAGCUUAAUUCCAGAUGAGGCUGCAUUUACUGUUGUAUUGACAGCAUGUAGCCGGGGAGGUCUUGUUGACGAGGGUAGGCACUACUUUGAAACCAUGAAAAGUAAGUAUUUUAUGCUUCCCUCUCCUGACCAUUAUGCAUGUAUUAUUGAUCUUCUUAGUCGAUCAGGACAACUUAAGGAAGCUUAUGAACUUCUAAAGUUGAUGCCCGUGGAGCCUCCUGCAAGUGCUUGGGGUGCACUUCUUGGGGCCUGUAAGCUAUAUGGUGAGGUUGAAUUAGGAGAGGUUGUUGCUAAUCGCUUAUUUGAGCUUGAACCCGAAAAUUCUGGUCCUUAUGUGCUCUUGUCCAGCAUCUAUGCUGGAGCUGAUCAAUGGGGGGAUGUCUCCCUUGUUAGGGAGAAAAUGAAGGAGAGUGGGGUUAGGAAAAUACCCGGUCGCAGCUGGAUAUAGCAUCAGAGGUAUGUUCAUUUGGCAACCCUGCAAUGGCCCCAUCCUUUGUCUGUCCAGAAGCAGACAGGAUGUAGAACAGCAUAUUCAAAAUCAAUUGAUGUCAUGAUGCGUUCUUUUAAAGAUAUUUGUAUCUUCAGUUGAGAUUUCUUGAUUCAGCUUGGUGCCAUUGAAGAUGGAAGAAGUAGAUUUUGAUUGCAGUGGUCCAAAUUACCGUCUCAAGUUAUUGAUGGAAGUGUGACCAUUGCAUUGAUGGGGUCCUCAGAUUGAGUUGAGAGUGUCAGCAAGCUUGUGCUUGGAUAUCUAAUGUAAGGCACUAUGGCCUUCUCAUUUGAUUAAUUCUUUUAAUUGAUAAUAGGCAGAAAAAAUUUGGAGUGCCUUUAUUUCUCCAAGAGCUUGUGACUGUAAUUUUUGACUUAAUUAUCACCUGUAUACUAUAUUAACUCAUGUUUUCAAUGGAAGAUGUUUAAUUAAUUUGGAAUAUCAUGUCAA
Molecule: messenger RNA, 2121 nt
Organism: Ricinus communis (castor bean)
Lineage: Eukaryota; Viridiplantae; Streptophyta; Magnoliopsida; Malpighiales; Euphorbiaceae
Product: putative pentatricopeptide repeat-containing protein At5g37570
Exons: 1
Coding region: 1-1632 (543 amino acids)
Biological process (GO): RNA modification
Molecular function (GO): RNA binding; protein binding
Source: RefSeq, a predicted model, not a curated record